This is a messenger RNA of Vitis riparia (riverbank grape), 579 nucleotides long. RefSeq lists its product as uncharacterized. The record is from RefSeq and is a predicted model, not a curated record. Bases 1 to 579 code for a protein of 192 amino acids. Lineage: Eukaryota; Viridiplantae; Streptophyta; Magnoliopsida; Vitales; Vitaceae. Gene Ontology annotation, molecular function: hexosyltransferase activity. The transcript has a single exon. Gene Ontology annotation, cellular component: Golgi membrane.
AUGACGAUGAAUCCCAAUUUCCAACAGGUGAUGAUGAAGCCCACCAAGCCUGAACGAUCCCGUUUCAUCUUCAUCUUCUUCCUCUGCGCCGUAGUUUCCAUUUACGAAGUCCGAUCCGGCAAUCUCCUGAAGUUCGGCAGUCACGCUUUCUUCUCCUACAACUCAUCAUCUUCCGCUAGUUUUCUCCCCCUGAAUUCUACCUUCGACGACAUCCGGAUCUUCAUCGGAAUCCUGACCCUCCCCGACCAGUACCAGCACCGGCACGUCCUCUGCAUUAUCUACAGCACCCAGUCGCCGACCGGAGCAAAGGUCGACGUCAAGUUCGUGUUCUGCAACCUCACGAAGGAAGACCAGAAAGUCUUGGUUGCGCUGGAGAUAAUGCGGUACGACAACAUAAUCAUCCUCAACUGCACGGAGAACAUGAACCAAGGCAAGACGUAUACGUACUUCUCGAGCUUGCCGGAGAUGCUGAAUUCCACUGAGGGGCCAUCUCCGCCGUACCAUUACGUAAUGAAGGCGGACGACGACACGUAUCUGAGGUUGGACAACCUGGUGGAGUCUCUAAGGUCAUUGCUGUAA